Rotaria sordida is the source of this 303-nucleotide messenger RNA. Lineage: Eukaryota; Metazoa; Rotifera; Eurotatoria; Philodinida; Philodinidae. The record is from the annotation of a GenBank genome assembly.
AUGGAUAAAAAUAUACUUCGUUCACGUCAAAAAGUAGCAAAAUAUAUUUUUUGGACAAGUUUUUUUGCCAUUGGUCCAAUGGUUAUGUUUUUUCCCAUGGUGAAAUUAGUUAUUCAUGGUUAUGAAGUAUUAAUACUUAGUUUACCAAGUCCAAUUAUAGUUUGCCCUUCAUUAAGUACUGUUGGAAAAUUAAUUAUUAGUUUAUUAUCAUUUCAAUUAGAAGAUCCUCUAUUACGAUUAUUAAUACUUUCAUGUGGUACUUGUGCUGUUAUGAUUGAUCUUUGUACAAAUCUUAAUUCAUGA